Molecule: messenger RNA, 953 nt
Organism: Oryza brachyantha (malo sina)
Lineage: Eukaryota; Viridiplantae; Streptophyta; Magnoliopsida; Poales; Poaceae
Exons: 3
Coding region: 229-588 (119 amino acids)
Source: RefSeq, a predicted model, not a curated record
UCCACACAUUCUAACCUCCAGCCCUUCAAGACAAGUUGAGCACUGUUCUGGCUGCUGCUGCUCAGCUUGGCAGCUUGCCACCACAGCUGCAGCACAGCAGCAGCAAGCCACACGAGAGGACAGGCAGACAGCAACGUCCAGGAGGAGGAGGGGGAGGAGGAAGAAGAAGAUAUCAGAGAUCAGUCGCGUUUGUGUGCUUGCGUGAAGAGUCGGAGAGACUGAGCAUCCAUGGAGAACGUCAAGGGGGGGCAGGGCGCGGCGGCGGCGGGAGGGAAUGGGUGGAUGACGGUGCCGGCGUUCGGGGACUGGGACAUGAAGAACGGCGCGCUGCCGGACUACUCCAUGGACUUCUCCAAGAUCCGGGAGAUGCGGAAGCAGAACAAGAAGGAGCUCUCCCGCACCAGCCUCGGCGGCGACGACGACCUCAUCGCCCAGCAGAAGCAGCAGCAGAAGCCAGCGCAGGCCAAGGCCCAGGUCAAUCUCGGCCGGCCGGCCGACGACCACCACCAGUCGCUCCAUGGCCGCGACGGCUCGCCGACGGGAAGGAAGACGUUCCUGAGCUACUUCCAGUGCUGUAUCAAAGCCUGAAGAACUGCUACCAUUGCCUGUACUGUUGUGUCACAGUGCAAACUACUCAUCUUAUUUUUAGAUUAGGCUUCUUAGACUCUGUCAAGUCUUGCAAGAUGUGUAAUAUAUUCUCCGUGAUGCUUAAUAUUUUGGUCUUUCAGAGAACAAAACGAUUUAUGAGUGACACAGAUUGCUUGCGAGUUGAGGUACAAAUCUGUAAUAUAUUGAAGGAUAAAUGGCAUCUUGUGUUUUGUACGGAUGCAGAGGCAUGAUUGAUUUGGCUUUGUUUCUGCUAUCACGAGGAAAGACAUAAUUUGCCAGGAUGAAAGACGAUAUAAUGUUUACUCAUCAUGAUUCCUUGAGACAUUUGGAGAUAAUACUGUAAA